Messenger RNA from Trichomonas vaginalis G3, 4920 nucleotides. RefSeq names its product antigen BSP-related family. Lineage: Eukaryota; Parabasalia; Trichomonadida; Trichomonadidae. The coding region runs from base 1 to 4920 and encodes 1639 amino acids. The transcript has a single exon. The record is from RefSeq and is a predicted model, not a curated record.
AUGACUAUCAAAAAUGGUGCCUUUCAAGACUGUAGAAGCUUAAUAGAAGUUAAUCUCGGUUCAGUUACAGUAAUUGGAGAAAAUGCUUUUAUGAACUGCGUAAAUUUAGUUUCUGUGAUACAUAACAACGAAUGUCAUAUUAAUGACAAAGCAUUCUUUAAUUGCCAAUCUCUAAAAAGUUUUGAUUUUUCCAAAAUAUCAGGUGAAAUUGGGAUUUCUGCAUUUGAGUCAUGCUCAAGUUUAAAUGAAUUAUCUCUGAGAAAUUCACUUUAUGAUUAUGCUUUUAAAAAUUGUUUUGGAUUAAGAAAAGUGAAAUUUUUGAUACAAACUUGUAUCGAUACAGGGAGUUUUAUGAAUUGUUUCAAUUUAACUGAAUGCGAAGGCUGGUUUUAUAGUAUUCCAAAAUAUGCAUUUGCCAAUUGCAUUUCACUUACAAAUUAUACAUCAAAACGCCGAGUUUCGUCAAUUAAUGAAGAAGCAUUCUUUAACUGUUCCAUCGUUGAUCUGAGGAGUAUUAAUCUUUCUGAUAGCCCAUAUUUUGAGUCUAAUUGUUUUGCAUACAACAACUUUAUUGCUAUUACUGUUCCAUUUUUUCGUUUUAGUGGUUAUUCUUUAUAUGGAAUUUUUAAAGGAUGCCGUCAUUUAAAAUCAGUUGAAUAUCAAGCAACUAAAAUUCCAGGAGAAUGCUUUGAAGAUUGCAUUUCUCUUAGAAAUAUCAUUAUUAUAUUGCCACUUGAAUCUAUUUCUUUUUAUGCAUUUAGGAAUUGUAUAUCUUUAACAAGUUUUACAGCAAUAACAAAUCAGAUAGGAAGUGGUGUAUUUUAUAAUUGCUCUUUAUUACAAGAAGUUACUAUAAUAGGUCAAUUUACAGAAAUUACACAUGAAUUGUUUUCCCACUGCAUCUCACUGCAAAAACUAAAUAAUCUAUCAAGAUAUCAAAUCAUUGGGGAAAAUUCUUUUUAUAAUUGUACAUCUUUUUCAGAUAGUGCUAUAUUAUCUAAUUUAAGGUCUAUUAAAGAUUAUGCAUUUUAUGGAUGUAAUUUCAGUGAUCUCAAUAUUUCAGAUGAUUUAGAUAUUAUUGGUAAUUUCGCAUUUGCUAAUAAUCAAAAUCUGAAAUCGUUGACAUUUAGAGGAAAUUAUACUUUCACUUCAAAGAAUAUGUUCAAUAAUUGUAGUAAUCUAAAAGAAUUAUUCAUAAAUGGAUCUGUAACUACAAGUAAUUCUUCCCCAUUUCGAGAUUUAACAAAUAUCGAAAAUGUCACGAUUUUAGGUAGUAUGGAUAAUAUCAACAAAGAUGCAUUUACUGCGAAUUUAACUUUGCGGAAAAUAAGUAUAAGAAGUGUCAAAUAUAUAAAUGAAAAAGCUUUUCAAAAUUUCAAAGCUCUUGAUAAUGUUGAAAUUGAAGGAUAUUUAUCAAUUGGAAAUUAUGCAUUUUAUGGAUGUAGCUCAAUGAAAAGUAUUAAUAUAUCGGAUAGUUGCAUUUCAAUCGGUAAUUAUGCAUUUUUUGGAUGUAUUUUUAGUAUGGUUUUAUUCCCUGCAAGCCUAAGCAACUUUGGUGAAUAUUCCUUUUCAAAUUGUUCAUCACUAGCUUCAUUAUCAUUUAAUGCACAAGAAUUAACUUUACAGGGGCAUUGUUUUUAUGAAUGUAUAUCUUUAACAACAAUCAGCUUUUCCUCAAACAAAAUUUUACUUGGUGAAUAUUCCUUUUCAAAUUGUUCAUCACUAGCUUCAUUAUCAUUUAAUGCACAAGAAUUAACUUUACAGGGGCAUUGUUUUUAUGAAUGUAUAUCUUUAACAACAAUCAGCUUUUCCUCAAACACAAUUUCACUUGGGGAAUAUUCCUUUGCAAAAUGUAAUAUUUCAGGUUUUGAUUUUGAAGGAUCUAUAAUUUUAAUUGGAGCUUAUUGUUUUUCUGACUGUAAUAGAUUGACAUCAAUUUCAUUAAAUCUAAAUACUAGAUCAAUACAGGCUUAUGCAUUUUCUAACUUGACAAAUGUUGAGAUGAUUAAUCUCAAUGGAGUGAUAACUUCAAUAGAAGCUUAUUCAUUCCAAAAUAAUCCAGCAUUGAGAAGUCUUCAAAUUGAAAGUAUAUCGCAAAUUAAGAAGCAAUUCAUUCUAAAUUGUCCAAUGCUAGAAAUCUUUAUACUAAUGAGCAAUAGUGGAUCAGUUACUUUAUAUUAUAAUGCAUUUUAUGGCACUUCGAUUAAGAAACUCAUAAUAAAUUGUAACAUAUUAAUCAGUGCUGGUUGUUUUAAUAACUGUUUCAAUCUAUCAUAUUUAUACAUUGGAGGAUAUGUUUCUAGUCGUUACACAAAUCUAUUUUCCUCAUUAACAAACCUGGAAAAUAUUACAAUAAUUGGUAAAAUUGAAAGUAUUGAUUCAGAUACAUUCAAUUCCAGAUCUCAUUUGAAAGAAAUUCGAUUAUAUAAUGUAAACUCAAUAGGUGAAAAUGCAUUUAAAGAUUACAGUUGUAUCAUAUUUGUUGAGAUUCAAUCUGAAUCAACUAUAAUUAUUUCUAAUUCAGCAUUUUCUGGAUGUUCAUCACUUUCUCAGAUUACCCUUCCAAGUGGAUUGACUUCUAUUAAUCAAUAUGCAUUCAGUAAUUGUAUACGAAUCAAUUCAAUUAGCAUUCCACAAUCAGUGACAUCUAUUGAAAGUUAUGCAUUUUCUAAUUGUAGUUCUCUAUCAAAUUUAACAAUAAAUUCCCAAACAAUUUCACUUAAUAGUUAUUGUUUUAAUGACUGUAAUUUGAUAAAAGAUUUUAAUUUUAUUGGAGAACAAAUAACAUUGAAUUUAAAUUGUUUCGCUGGUGCUACUUGUAUUGAAAAUGUUAAUCUCGAAGCAGAAACAAUUAAUCUCAACACAAAUUGUUUUUCACAAUCAAAUGUGAAAUAUCUUUCAAUCAAAGGAAAUGUCAAUAUUGGGGAGCGUGUAUAUUCAGAAAAUAUCCAAAUUAUAUUUAUUGAUGGAAGAAUAGACUCAAUUAAAUCUACAUCUUUCUCACAAUCAACAACUUUGUAUAAUUUCACUGUUACCAGUUCAAUUUCCUUCUACUAUAAUAAUUAUAAUGAUCAAUAUAUCUCAUUUAGUGGAUGUUCGAAUCUGUCAUAUGUUUCAUUCCCAUCAGCAUUGAAAGAAAUUCCUUUUUAUUGUUUCUCGAAAUGUUUUAAAUUAUCUUCAUUUACAAUUCCACCGUCUGUCACUAAAAUAUAUGAUUAUGCUUUUUCAGGGUGCAUUUCUUUGGAAUCAGUAAAUAUUCACCAAUUGAUUAAAUAUAUUGGUGAUUUUGCAUUUUCAGGAUGCACAUCACUUAGAUCCAUUGAAAUUCCAAUUAAUGCAAAUAAUCUUGGUAUUAAUAUUUUUGAUUCAUGCACUUCACUUUCAUCAGCAACUUUUGGAUCAGAAAUCAAUAUAAAUAUGAUUCCAGAAGGAUGCUUCAAAUCAUGCAUUCUUUUAACUUCGUUUUCAAUACCAAAUAGAAUUAAAAAGAUAGGUAGUCAAUCUUUUUACAAUUGCAGUCAACUUUCAACAAUUGAUGGAUUAACUGAUUUUUCAUCGAUUGGUGAAAACUCAUUUUAUAAUUGUGCUUUUGUAUCAUUAACCAUUGAUGGUAAUAGGCUUAUUAUUAAUCAGAAUGCAUUUUCAUCAUGCAAUCAACUUGAAAACAUUACAAUUACUGGAAACAUUAAUUCAAUUUCAUCAAGUUCUUUCGGCAAUAGCCUGAAUCUAAAAACUGUGAAUUUCAGCUGUUCAAUAGAUGUUUUCCCAGAAAAUGUAUUUACUAACUCUCAAAAUAUUAUACAGAUUUAUUUUUAUUGUGUUACCAGAUUAGCAGAUAACUGUUUCAAAUCCUUUAAGAAACUUGAAUCAAUUGAAGUAAAAGAUCUAAACCAAAUUGGAGAUGAAUGUUUUUACGAUUGCCCUCAUUUGAUUUCAGCAAUAUUCUAUUCUUCUUCAAUAUCAAUUGGAACAUUGGCAUUUAAGCAAUGUAAAGCAUUAGUUAAUUUGUAUUUUGGAGGCAUUUCAUCACUGGGUGAUUCUGCAUUUGAAAAUUGUCAAAAUCUAACAUCAAUCGAAAUAAAUGGGGAAGUCCAGGUAUUACCUCAAAGAUUAUUUUAUCAAUGUAUUUCUUUAACAAACAUAACAUUUAAGAAAAUAACUUCAAUCAAAGAAAUUGGAUCUUAUGCAUUUUAUUGUUGCAGUAAGCUAAACAUUAGUUUAUUACCAUUAACAAGUAUUGUAAAAAUAGGAGAAAGCGCAUUUUAUCAAUGUACUUCCAUGACAAAAUUAGUCUUCUCUCCUUUACUUACCGAAAUCGGAAGUUAUGCAUUUUAUGGGUGUAGUGGAAUUUCAAAAGUUAGGCUUCCUUCAAGAGUUACAAAAGUUGGUGAGCAUGCAUUCAAUGGAUGCAGCGCAUUACGAUCAAUGGCACUUUCUAUCUUCAUGGAUUCGAUUGAGAGUUAUACAUUUGCCAACACAUCUUUAACACGUGUUAUUAUAUACCCAGGUAUAUUGGUAAAAGAAGACGCAUUUAAUAGUUGUUAUUCUCUGACAAUCGUUGAGUUAUGUGAAGAUGUAGUUGUUUCCUCAUAUGCUUUUCGCUACACAAAAAAUAUUAAUAUUUUAUAUUUCGCAAACAAUGUUCAACUUCUUCAAAGCUCAUUUCCUAAUAAAAUUGAGUAUAUUUACUUUUAUGGAACUGAAGAUGACAGCAGUGAUGAAACGAUUCAAGCUCUUAAUUCUAUUUGUGAGCCUAAACGCAUUAUUGCAACUUCUAAUUACAAUCAACUUACAUUCGCCAAUAUACCGGUGAAUGGAUCAAGAAUUGAUCUGCCAGAUGUCAUUACUGUGAGAGCUCCAUGCUCUCCACCAUUGCUUUAUGAAAACUACCGAGUUUUGCAAAAGCUAAGAAGACAUUAA